UCUUGCCUUCCGUUUGCAGCGCACUGUUAACUCGGCGGUUCCGGAAGGAGGAGGUCCUUUCCAUUGCAGACGCAGCCAUGGCUCGCGGACCCAAGAAGCAUUUAAAGCGCGUCGCAGCACCCAAGCACUGGAUGCUGGAUAAGCUCACUGGAGUCUUUGCGCCACGUCCAUCUACCGGUCCCCACAAACUUCGCGAGUGUCUGCCCCUGAUCAUCUUUCUGAGGAAUAGAUUGAAGUAUGCUUUGACUGGGGAUGAGGUAAAGAAGAUAUGCAUGCAGCGCUUCAUUAAGAUUGAUGGCAAGGUCCGCACAGAUAUCACAUACCCAGCAGGAUUCAUGGAUGUCAUCAGCAUUGACAAGACUGGUGAACACUUCCGUCUGGUGUAUGAUACCAAAGGCCGAUUUGCAGUGCACAGAAUCACAGCUGAAGAGGCUAAGUACAAGCUGUGCAAAGUAAGGAAGACCUGGGUGGGAACUAAAGGCAUCCCUCACUUGGUAACGCAUGAUGCCCGUACCAUCCGUUAUCCAGACCCCCUGAUCAAAGUCAAUGAUACUGUCCAGAUUGACCUUGAAACUGGAAAGAUCACAGACUUCAUUAAGUUUGAUACCGGUAACCUCUGCAUGGUGACUGGAGGUGCCAACUUGGGUCGUAUUGGUGUUAUCACCAACAGAGAGAGACACCCUGGCUCUUUUGAUGUGGUCCAUGUGAAAGAUGCUAACGGAAACAGCUUUGCCACUAGGCUGUCCAACAUUUUCGUCAUUGGCAAAGGAAACAAGCCCUGGAUUUCCUUGCCCCGUGGAAAGGGUAUCCGCCUAACCAUUGCCGAAGAGAGAGACAAGAGGCUGGCAGCCAAGCAAACCAGUGGUUAAACACAUCUCCCCAUUCUUUACAAAAUAAAUCUCUUGUCCAGUAAA
This is a messenger RNA of Spea bombifrons (plains spadefoot toad), 914 nucleotides long. It is a transcript of the gene RPS4X, whose product is annotated as ribosomal protein S4 X-linked. The transcript has 7 exons. The coding region runs from base 78 to 869 and encodes 263 amino acids. Lineage: Eukaryota; Metazoa; Chordata; Amphibia; Anura; Pelobatidae. Gene Ontology annotation, molecular function: structural constituent of ribosome; RNA binding. Gene Ontology annotation, cellular component: cytosolic small ribosomal subunit; ribosome. Gene Ontology annotation, biological process: translation. The record is from RefSeq and is a predicted model, not a curated record.